GCCCCUCACGCGGUGCAUGCUGGAUGAAGCGGAAGUAGCGGUGCACGUUGACAUUGCGCAGCGUCCCGUACUUACAAAAGAGACACUGGAAGUGCCCUCAUCACUUCAGGACUGGUGGUCAUCAUGGGUGCAUCCGUAUCCAGUCUAGCUCCCACUGUUGGAGCAGAGUCUGUGAUUUCCGCUCCUCAUUUUGCUGGUGCGUCUCCUCCCCCCGGGUGUCCCAUGCAUCAGGAGCCUCCCAAAAGCUCUCCGCCUCCUGAGUGCCCGAUGCAUCAGGCUCAGACGCCGCCAGCCGCUCCUGUGCAUCAGGAAAGAGCUUACGAGUUUGUUGAAUGUCCCAUGAGGGCCAAAGAAGGAGCCAUUGAUCCGACAAAUAUGAUGCCUCCUCCAAACCAAGUGCCCGCUCCAGACCAGCCGUUCGCAUUGUCUGUGAAACGAGAGGAGUCUAAAAUCCCUCGAUCAGGCACCGAGCAGAACUGGGUCUAUCCAUCUGAACAGAUGUUCUGGAAUGCCAUGCUGAGGAAAGGGUGGCGCUGGAAGGAUGACAGCCUCGCCCCUGAAGACAUGUCUAAUAUAAUCCAGAUCCACAACCGUAACAAUGAUCAAGCCUGGCAGGAAAUCCUGAAAUGGGAAGCUCUACAUGCUAGCGAAUGUCCAUGUGGUCCAUCCCUGAAGAGAUUUGGAGGAAAAGCCAAAGAGUUUUCGCCCCGAGCCAGAAUACGUCACUGGAUGGGAUAUGAAUUGCCAUUCGACCGUCACGACUGGAUUGUAGAUCGAUGUGGAAAAGAAGUUCGCUAUGUUAUUGACUACUAUGAUGGAGACAUUGAUAAAGACUCGUACCAAUUCUCCAUCCUGGAUGUGCGUCCUGCUUUCGACUCUAUGCAGGCCGUUUGGGAUCGGAUGAAGGUGGCCUGGUGGCGCUGGACAUCAUAGAAUCUGUUUUUAACAUUUCUGCAUCACUAUAAGACUGUUCAUUAUCAAUAUACUACAAUCUGUGUGCUACAAGGUUGUCGCUCAAUUUUGGUUGAGUUCUGACUGUAAUAAAUCUUGCAAAUUGUUGCACAUUGAGUUACUUCUAGGCUGUGAAUGAUCUCGGUUAGAGAGUCAAUCAGUGUUUUCUUUUUUUUCUUCCUGAAUUUAUCAACAAGCUUUAUUUUUCUGCUUGAGUGAAGAUUAUCUAAUUGGAAAACUCCCCUAUCUGAUCUUACUCAGAGGUCAAACAUAUCUGCUGGUUGUUGUUUUUUCAGGCUGAUUAUUGAGUGUUUUAGUUCAUGCGGAGAGGAAUUGGCAGCUGUUCAGUGAAACGGUUUGGUGGUUAUUAAUGAUGAAUGUAAUUGAUUUGAUGAACCAUGUGUGGUUUUUAUUAGUAUUUUUUUGCUUAAAAGCUUUUUUCAGUUUCUCAUCUCUUCCAUAUUCAUCAGCUUCACAAUUAUUUUCUCCCAUGGUUAGGGAUUAUUUAUUGUACACAAGCUAUUAGCAUAGUGUUUAUGCUAGCUUUUUCAGACAGCACUUUUUGAGUGAGAGAGAAAUAUUUCCCCCAUUGUUGUCUGUUAAUUAAAUACAGUUUGUGACUCCAUUUGUGUAUAUUGUGAACUACACCCUUUCAACAAAUAAAGCAACUGAUAAAGUUUAGGUUUUUCACAAUUAAA
Messenger RNA from Danio aesculapii, 1649 nucleotides. Its product is annotated as holocytochrome c-type synthase. Gene Ontology annotation, cellular component: mitochondrion. The transcript is spliced from 7 exons. The record is from RefSeq and is a predicted model, not a curated record. NCBI's taxonomy places the organism in Eukaryota, Metazoa, Chordata, Actinopteri, Cypriniformes, Danionidae. Gene Ontology annotation, biological process: cytochrome c-heme linkage. The coding region runs from base 124 to 933 and encodes 269 amino acids. Gene Ontology annotation, molecular function: holocytochrome-c synthase activity.